AUGGCCAUGAAGAAGAGAGAAUCGACCAAACCCAAGAAUACCAAGGCUGCCGCGGCCGACUCCUCGACCUCUGCAACAACAUCAAAAACUGGCGAGAAGAGACAACUGCCCUUAGACUUUAGUCGCCAUGCUGUUCAAGUAAAAAAAAUAUCGCCAUCACAAGAAAACGCCACCAACAUCACCAGUCCUUCGAGUCGCUGGAAAAUACCUCCCUCGACCUCGGCACCCUCAUUAUCAAACCCCCCAGUGAUCAGGGUGAAUCUUGUAGCAUCCAGAAAGUGUAGAGAAUCCCUGGAGGAAGGGAGCGCCUAUUCAAUUGAGACGGAAACCAAGGCGGCUGCAGGAGAUUGGACCGGAAAUGACGAAGAUCAGGAUUGCCUGAAUGGUACUUUGAACGGAGACGGCGACGACGAGGAUGAUAGUGACGACAGUGCAGUUGUGAGACGCCGGAAGGAUUACGGUCAUCUCGAUAGAGACGCGGACUGCGAGAACGACUCAUUAUUGGAGAUCAAGGCGGAAGACACACUCGAUGUGAGCGAGCUAUUGCAGAUCAAGCCUGAGCCGGAGGACGAGAAUAAGAACGCAUUGGAUCAGGUUCUUCCACCACGGUUUCGCUGGAAGACCGUCUACGUCGCAGCAUUCGAACUCGCCCUGGACACGGUACUCCCAGAAGAGUCAUCUCUCUUUACGGACGAGGAGCAUUCGCUUUUUGAGACCUAUCGAGAACUCCCAGACGAUCCAAAGCACCUGUUUGUUCGACUAUUCCUGCGGAACCAAAAGUACUGGCAGCGACAGUCCAAACUGGAGGGUCGGUACCGGGAAAUCGAAGACUUGAAAUCUGCAAUACAGCAGCUGAUAACAGCUGGAUUACUGAUAGAUCAGAGUGCAAUGCAGGAUCCGGAGGAGGCGCUUGUUAUGCUCACAAUGGACGAACUCAAGAUAUUGGCGCGAAGGAUCGGGAUAUUGGAAAAGUUGUCAGGAAUACAGAGAAGUGCGCUUGUGUCUACAAUCUUGGAACACUUUCGGCAGCAAUCGUUCAUAUUCAAGAGAAUGCUGCUUGCGCCUGGCGGAGCACCGGAUGGCGAAGGCAAGGGUCGGAAGACAGGAUUGGCAACCCAUAUUUUCUCGGGCGAUCCUAACAAGCGAGACAAUGCCCUUGUCGACAGGAUCAUCGAUAUUUCAGGUCCGUGUAUCAAAAUAUUCCCAAAUAUCAUGAAGGUCUUCGAGCGCCUCCAUCUGGUAUUUUAUCGUGCUCGAGAGUACUCGGAACGGCCCGCACUCCUGGAAGCCAUCCUCGCCAAAAUUGGCCAGCGUACCUUCCCUACAUACGACAUCACGCGUACCAGUACGGUAUUUCCAAGCCGGGACACACUCCUGAAGUACGAGGCAGCUUUGAAGCUCUAUUUCGAUCUCUCAGAAAUGAUCGAAUCCGCGAUGGGGCCCGGCAAGGACGCAGUGGUAUAUGUGAAGGAUGGCGAGCAGGACAAAGAGAAUGGCGGACCAAAUAUUCAUCGACGAUCAAGUAAUGUGCGACCGGUCAAAAAACCUGAAAGCGAGAGCGGCAAUGGCGAUAAUAACAGGACAGGCCAAGAGGAGAAGGAUCCGGAGCGCGAGCGAAGGCGACUUGAGGUUAUCAAGAUAUACGAGAAGGUUAUUCAGGAGGCAGAGGGAAUCAGGGACGCGUGGAGGAGCUAUGUUGCAACAGAGACCGAGAUGUCUAAAAAAAGUUCGAGCUACUUUUUAUUGCGCUUCUCUCCAGGCUGGGUAUAUACACAGAUUCUCAGGCUGGAAAUGCGUGCACUCGCAUUUCUGAAGCGCUUCGAAGAAGAGUCGAUCUUGUUACACGAGCUGCUAGACCAACAUAUUUAUUCAUUGGGCCAGAGAGGUGGGUGGUAUGAGCGUCUCGCUUUGAUCAAGUCCAAUUAUGCCUAUAAUAAGCGACUCGGAAAACAAGAGGCGCUUCAGGUGUGUAUGAUGGCACUGCGCGACAAGCAUGUUCAUGCAGUGGACGCGACACUUAUACAAGCAAGAAUCGUCCGACUGGAGACAGAGCUCAAGGUUCCUUUUCGAGACCGCCACAAUUUCUCAUACCUUGAACUUCGGAAAGCACAGAAGCGUAUCCUGACAGGUGAACGACUUAAUACCCCAGGAACAGCUGCUCCAUCCUACGCCUCCUCCCAUGGAUACUCGUACGUCCCCAGCUCUAUGGGCUCUUCUCAUCCAAUCGCACACCAAAGGCCCCUUUGGAGAAAUAUUGACGGCUCUGAAUGUUCUGUGGAGGAACUUGCGCUCAGCUACUACGGCACACUCGGAUACAGAGGCUAUCAUUCUGAGAACAGCAUCCUGUCAACCCUAUUUGGGCUACUGCUCUGGGAUAUCUUGUUUUCUCCACAACCCGGUGUCUUUGAGACCUCAUUUCAAAGUGAGCCUCUAGAUCUACGGACGGAUGCGUUUUUCUUGCAAAGGCAGGAUAUGAUUAUGGAGAGGAUUGAAAAUAUUGCAAAGUCGAAGAUCCUUGACGAAUCCGAGGUAUCGUUCAAGACUACAGUAGAGUCGGCGGCGAUCAGAAAGGAGAUUAUGGAGCACGAGUCCUUAGAGCAUGAAGCGGAGGGGGAGGACGAGCCUUUGGUCAAUCAAAGAAGGCAAAAUAGGCCGGAUCCAAGGCCGGCGGACCAGGAAUUAAUGAACAAUAUCCUAUUUGAGGAAGAAAUCAACCAAGAAUUGAAUCAGGCAGAGGAGGAUCCCGAGAGUCGACGAGCGGAAGAGGCGCGCAAAGAGUUCUUGGCACGAAAACGAAAGGAGUGUUUUUAUUUGAACUUACUGCAGAAACACGAUGAUUUAUACCGCGAGAAGAAGGUAUUCUGCGUAGGGGUCAACUGGAUGUUUUCCAAGGAGGAACUCCUGCAGAUUGCAGAGUGCAUCGGCGGAGAUGCGUUAUCGGAGAUUUGCAAGACCUUAGCGCAGGAGUACAGCAAGCGUUGUUCGGGCAUGCCGGACUUGUGCUGUUGGGAUUAUAACAAGAAACUGGUCAAGUUCGUGGAAGUCAAGGGUCCCGCUGAUCGACUAUCGUCCAAGCAGCGGGUCUGGAUCGAUCUACUGACGUCGCUUGGCAUCGAUAUCGAGCUUUGUCUUGUGCAAGUCUCCAAGGCCGAGGAUGCAUUCUUAGAAGAACGAGAGGCCCAGAACUAGCCCAAAAAUUAAAAAUUAAAC
Molecule: messenger RNA, 3210 nt
Organism: Gamsiella multidivaricata
Lineage: Eukaryota; Fungi; Mortierellomycota; Mortierellomycetes; Mortierellales; Mortierellaceae
Exons: 9
Coding region: 1-3189 (1062 amino acids)
Biological process (GO): interstrand cross-link repair
Cellular component (GO): nucleus
Molecular function (GO): 5'-flap endonuclease activity; 5'-3' exonuclease activity; flap-structured DNA binding
Source: RefSeq, a predicted model, not a curated record